AAAUUGUUUGGUGAUUCCGCCUUCCAGAAUGCAAUGGAUGUCCAAACCUGGGCUUGUCAUAGAGGACUCCGUGCUCUCCUCCAGCAGCAAAGCUUGGCGCGGCACGAGCCUGGACCAGCAGAUUCUACCUGGAGCUGAAGGUGGUUUCUCCGUGUCAGUGCUGGGGGGUUUGGUGCGCCUCGGGGUGGUGAAGCUUGACGCGGAGUCGGACAACUUGGGCACCGACGUCCACAGCUUCGGCUUUGGAGGGACGGGGAAGAAAUCCCACGCUGGCGUGUUCGAAGACUAUGGAGAGCCCUUCGGCGUCGGGGACCGCUUGGACUGCCGCGUGGAUCGCUCGGAGGGCUUGCGGCUGAGCUUCGCGAAGAACGGGCGCGACCUGGGGGCGGCCUAUGACCUCAAGGCGGACCAAAUCCCCGGGCCGCUCCGCGCGGCCGCUCUGGCGCCGGCGCUCUGCGGCCGCGCCUUCCGCGUGGCACUCCGCGGCGGAAGCGGAAGCGGCGCAAGCGAGGAGCGGGAGACGGCGCUGAGGUACUACAGCCUGCGGUGGGCCAAGGCCAGGCCAGCACGAGCACUGGCACAGGUGCGGGUAGAUGCAGAGCGACCUCCGGUGGAUGUCGAGCGCUUCCUGCGGGACUUCUUCGACAAGUCCGCGGACGCGGAGGCCGAGGCCGGCGCCGCGGAGCGGUGGCUGCGGAAGGCCCCGGCGGAGGCGGUGUCUGCGAGUCCGGCGGAGGUCCGCGGCUCCAAGGAGGUGCGUUCGGUGCAGCGGAGUUUGACUUUGCCCUCCGGGCCCGCGGUGACGAUCAUCGACUCCCAGCCGGCGGGCAAGGCCAGUGCAGACCGGUCCUACGCAAAGAACCUGGCGCUGUGGGAGUCGUUGCCACGAGGUCACGCUGAAGUGCAGACAGAUGGGAAGACUGUCUGCGAGCUGGCGGGCCUUCGGAAGUUUGGCAGUGCCGAGGAGAAGUUCGGGCCUCUGGCGCGGGAAGCCAACGGCUCCCGGCGCUGCGCGCUGCAGAUCUUGCCCCGCGCCUUACGGGAGGAGGAUGAGCUGACCCUGAUCUUUUCGACCAAGGAGAACGGCGAGAUGUGCAAAGUGUCCUUCUGUGAUUUGCACGAGAAGCCCUACCUGGCCCUUGGCUCCAAGAACGUGACCUUGGUGAUCUGCGUGGCGCAGCGUGAGGCGGCGCUGGCGGAUCUGGCGGCCUACUCGGCGGAGAGGUACCAGUUUGCCGUAGAGAUGGCGCAGGCCUUCGUUGACCACAUCUUCCAGCUGACCAAUGCGCAGAGGUCGGAGAUGAUCGACUUCGCAGUGACCCGCAAGGCGACCCUGUGCGGGGAGUCCGUCUCGCCGUUGCAUCAGCACAUCCAGAGCUACCGGGAUGGCCUGGGCCGCAUCCAGCCGCAGAUCCGUUUCUUCGCCAUCACUUCUGCGCGGCCCUUCGCCGAGGGUUUGACCUUGGUGGAGCCCUGGGCCGCCCGCGACCUCUUCGUAAGUUGGGGCUUGCUGCCAGUGGAACUCGAGGCAGUGCCGGCGAAAAAUGCGGCGCAGGUGGAGAGCAUAGAGAGGAAGCAUUUGCUGCUGCCGAAUCGGGAAGGCGCGGUCGUGUACGUUGUUGUCCGGCAGAAGGAGACUGCCCGCACGGCUUUGGUGUACAAGUGGAAGAACGCCUGGUACAUCACCGUGCGCGCACUGCGCGAGAAGUUCUCCAAACGGGCCUCGGAGGGCCGGAUCCGAAGUCGCAUCAGACUGCUGCACGUGCACCACCCCAACGAGAAGGAAAUCGUGGAGGACUAUCUGAACUUCUACCGCUUCGCGCUGCUUCUGCUGCCGAGCAAAGACUUCGAGUUGCUGGGCAGCCUGUGGGUGGCCCUCAAGGCCGCCCACGAAGACUUCCAGGUUUGGACCUUCCCCCCAGCUCUCUCGGUGGACCAGCGGUGGCCCCAGGCGGGCUGCGGCACCUGGUCCCAGGCGCUGCCGAGCGCGCUGACGUCUUCCUGGCCGCCGCGGUGGCUGGAGGUGUUCCCGAAACUCCAUGCGGCCCUGACGGCGGCGCUGCCGUCGGAGCGCUGGGUGGAGGUGCUGUGCAAAGACCGCGGAGCGCUGGAGGAAGCCACGGAGGACGAGCACGUUCGAGGUGCUGUGGAGAGGCUGCUCCUGAGCAACACGCGGCCUGAGGCCAGCGGUGGAUCCACUGGAUCUGCUGGAUCCGCCUGGGAGGUCUCGGGAUCCGAGGCGGUGUCGUUGACCGCGGUGCUGGUGCGGGGCCUGCAGGGCAGCGGGAAGUCCACGCUGUGCCGGGCGCUGGCGCAACUCACAGGAGGCGAGUGGAUCAACCAGGAUGAAGUGGCCGCAGGAGGAGGAAGGCGGAGCGCCAAAGAGCUCUUCCUGAAGGCCGUCCAGGCCGCCGCCGCGCGCUCCGAUGUGAGGUUUCUCUUUGUCGACAAGAUCCACACCUUAAAGCAGCACCGCGAUGACGUGGUGGCGGCAGUCAACAGCGGCUUCCAGGCUCGAAGUGGACUUCGAACCGGACGAGUGGCUCUGGUCCUCUUGAACUUGUGCCACCCGGAGGAUGAGGAGGGCGAGUACCACAAGGCGGCGGAGGUGUGCUGCGCGCGGAUCGCGGCGCGGGGCCUAGGCCACCUCUCGCUGCUGCCCCAGGCGGUGGACGCCCGCGAGGUGGUGCUCGGCGCCGGGGAGGAUGCUGAGGUGUUGACCGACGAGGAGAAGUGCGGCUUCGAGCUGUGCUCUGACCUGGACCUCCGCGAUCCGCCGCUGCUGAUGCUGCAGGCCGGCCUCGCCCGGCUGCAGGAGGCGGGCGUGCUGCCGGCUUCGGCCUCCUCGGCCUCGGAGCGGCUGGGGGAGGCCGUGGAAGCGGCGCGCCAGCACGAGCUGCAGCUGUGCAGCAGGUGGAAGACGCUCUACUGGAUGGUGGCGCUGGACUGGUCCUUCCUCUUCUCCGAGCCGCCCGCGCCCGCGCCAAAUGCCGCGGCAAAUGCCGCGGCCGCCCUGCGCGCGCAGUUGGCGGAGGCCCUGCGGGCGAGUUCGGAGCUCCAGGCCACGGAGCCGCACGUGACGCUGGCGUGGCUGGGCUCGGGCUCGGACGAAACCUGCGCGCGCGAGCUGGACGGACGGCUCGGGGCGCUCGAGGGAACGCAGGUGCCGGUUUCCAUCCAUUCCGUCUGCUACGACGCCUCGCUGGGCCUCGUCGCCCUGCGCGUGGCCUUGAAGGACUCGGUGGGAAAGCUGUGCCAAAAUCUUCACCCGCACAUCACCGUGGCCAAGGGCCCCGGCGUGGCGGCCAAGCUGUCCAACGAGAUGCUGCAGAGGCAGGCGGAGGGUGACAGCCGGGUGGUGCAGCUGGCUCUGCCGGCGCCGCUGGAAGUGACAGGAGUGGUCCAGCGCCAGCUGGCGGCCGAGUCCCUCGCCGCGGCGUGCGCCGCUGGCGCCGCUGGCGCCGGCGCGCCGGAGGGGCAUCCCAUCUGCGCGCUGGGCCUGGCGGCCACGGAGGAGGCGGUGGACGUCUGGGUGACCCAUGAAGCUUCGGCCCGGGCCAAGAAGGUGGCGCGGGUCUUGGAGCAGCUCAUGUGCCGCGUAUCCCAGCCGCUGGCCCACUGCAAGGGCUGGCCGCCGGCUUUAAGGGGGAAGAAGUGGUUCACCUUCCACGAGCGCCCGCUGAGCGCGGAGAGUCUACAUGCGCUCCAGGCGCUGCAGAGACAGGGCGCUAUCUCCACAGUGCACAUGGCCGUGGCAUACUUCCAUCUGCCGGAGGAGCCCUCGGCCGCGGCGCUGGCGCGGGUUUUGGCUGGCCGCGGCGCCGAUGCGCUGCGCGCGGCCUACGGCGCCCUGCGAGAAGAGGCGGAGGUAGAGGAGGUGCCGAGCUUCUACGUGCAGAGCAAGGCCUUUGGUGGCAAGGAGCAGAGCGUGGGCUUCCGGAAGGCCCUGGCGGAGGCGGUGACGAGUUUGGUGGGGUGGACGCCGCAGAUCGGAGCCGCGGCCAACGUUACGCUGGCGGCUCAGGUGAAGGACGAAUGGAUCUUGCUGGGAUUGGUGUGCCAGCCAAAGAUGGAUCCAAAGCUGCCCAAAGUGCAGAAGGAGGUCCAGGCGCCGUCGCGGCCGGCGCCGGCGCCACGCGGAGGUCCGGCAGCGCCGCGCUGGGAGAACGAGGAGCUGCAGAUCGAUGGGGCGACGCUGGAAGG
Molecule: messenger RNA, 4203 nt
Organism: Effrenium voratum
Lineage: Eukaryota; Dinophyceae; Suessiales; Symbiodiniaceae
Source: the annotation of a GenBank genome assembly